UACACUACGCUUAUCGCACCACUAUCAAAUCAAUUAUACUUUAAGAAAAUCUAGCUACCCAUCCAAUGGCACCGACUCCAAGUUUCUCCGAUUCAAGCUCGUUGUUCAAUUUCGUGGUCGUAGAGGGCAAUGGUGUGAAGGGCCUGGUGGACACAGGCCUGUCAGAGGUUCCACAACAAUAUGUGCAACCCCCACAAGAAAGAAUUGACAAGUUGAAUGCUAUCUUAAAUCAGAACCCACCAAUUGACUUGUCCAAACUUGAUGGUCCUGAUCAUGACAAGGUGGUGGAGGAGAUUGCUGGAGCUGCUCAGAAUCUAGGUUUCUUUCAGGUGGUGAAUCAUGGCGUGCCUGUUGAGCUGCUUGAAUCUCUCAAGAGCGCAGCUCACAAGUUCUUUAGCCAACCUCCUGAAAAGAAGGCUAUCUAUUGCAAGGGUGUGAGCCCCAGCUCACUGGCCACAUAUGGGACGAGUUUUGCACCAGAGAAAGAGAAGGCAUUAGAGUGGAAAGAUUACAUUAGCAUGAUCUACACUGACGAUGCUGAAGCACUUGAAUUUUGGCCUAAACAAUGCAAGGAAGUAGCUCUCGAGUAUGUAAAAACAUCAACAAAUAUGGUGAGAAAACUAAUUGAAGUUUUAAUGGGAAAGCUUGGAGUGACACUAGACGAUGAAAAAAUGGAUGCGUUAACUGGCUACAAAAUGAUUAACAUGAACUUCUAUCCAACAUGCCCAAAUCCUGAGCUCACCGUCGGAGUUGGUCGCCACUCAGAUUUGACUGCAGUUACUGUAUUGUUGCAGGAUGGUAUUGGUGGUCUAUAUGUGAAAGUGCAAGGAAACGCAGAAGCCGAGAAAAAGAGUGAGUGGAUGGAGAUCCCACCAAUCCCCGGUGCUCUGGUCAUCAACAUCGGCGACACGAUGCAGAUUUUGAGCAACGGAAAGUACAAAAGUGCUGAGCACAGAGUUGGUACUACGAGUACCCAGUCAAGAGUGUCAAUUCCAAUUUUCGUGAUUCCAAAACCAACGGAGAAAAUUAAACCAUUUCCUCAAGUUGUGGAGAGGGAUGGAGUAGCUCUUUACAAAGAGGUUGUGUUUGAAGAUUACAUGAAGAACUUUUUUGGCAAUGCCCAUGAAGGAAAGAAGUCUCUGGAUUUUGCAAGGAUCAUUUAGUUAGCUAGUAGCUAAAGCCUCAAUCCUUUCUUAAAUAUGUUUUAUUUCAUAUAUCGUCUCUUUGUUUAUGCUUAUACCCUAUAAUAAAGACAGAAGAUUA
This is a messenger RNA of Manihot esculenta (cassava), 1263 nucleotides long. Its product is annotated as scopoletin 8-hydroxylase. Lineage: Eukaryota; Viridiplantae; Streptophyta; Magnoliopsida; Malpighiales; Euphorbiaceae. Bases 66 to 1163 code for a protein of 365 amino acids. The record is from RefSeq and is a predicted model, not a curated record. The transcript has 3 exons.